Molecule: messenger RNA, 806 nt
Organism: Boleophthalmus pectinirostris (great blue-spotted mudskipper)
Lineage: Eukaryota; Metazoa; Chordata; Actinopteri; Gobiiformes; Gobiidae
Exons: 7
Coding region: 358-705 (115 amino acids)
Source: RefSeq, a predicted model, not a curated record
GUUCAGGUCAGGCAACUUUGUUGUAGGAGUGUGCUGAGCGGAAGUCUGUGGUGGGCCGUCAAAAUUCUCCCGUGUUGCAACAAACUAUUGCAGCAUUUUCAUCAAUAUCAAGAAGUAAAGAAGAAGAGAAAAAGCAAGUGGUGCGUCUCCGGAGUCACAGGGCUCUGCUCCCUGUGUCCGUGCAGCAGACAGCAGACAGACGGUCGGCAUCACCGCUGAGAGGAGGAGAGGAGAGCUGCGGCUUAUCGGCUCCAUCCGAGCAUCUCUGCGCUAAACCAGGACAAUGCGCCUGGGCCAUGGACGAAACUCAAAGAUUUACUAUGUGUGAGGCUCAGGGCUGAGGAGACAGACCAGGAGAUGGGCUGCACGUCGGCCAAACAGGUGUCUGCGGUACCCAACGGAGAGGAGGAGAACAGCAAAGCCCAGAGCAACGGGGACCUCCUCUCUGAUGAGUACAAGAUGAAAGCAGUGGAAAAAGUAAAGUACAUCAGUGGAGAAGAAGGAGGAGGAGGCGACAGCCAGGACAGCACGGAAAAGAGUGCUCUGCUUGGAGCAGGUCAACAGCUGGAUCAGACCGAACCCAAUGGGGAUGGCAAGAUCCUGAGCAUCCACUCGUCUGAGAGCCAGCAGGAGUUCUUCAGGAUGCUGGAUGAAAAGAUAGCAAAGGGAAGAGACUACUGCUCAGAAGAGGAUGAUCUGACAUAGCACAGAGACUUCAGCCAUAAAAGGGACUGCACCGACAGUCACACAUUUGGUCCUGGUUUUGUUGUGACCACUCAGCUCAUGUACGCACCAACUACAAACUA